UUUGCUCUCACUGCUUCUACUAUUAAUGUUACUUUCCCUAUUUAUACACAGAGAAGAUGGUGCUAGAUCUUCUGGGACGCUCUUCUCUCCUCCUAUUGCUGGUACUAUGGGGUCCAGUGCAUCUACUUUGUGCUUGGCCUAAGAAUUUCACCAGGGCUCAAUGGUUUGAAGUCCAACAUAUACAGCUAAGUCCUCUCCAAUGCAACAGGGCAAUGAGUGGUGUCAACAAAUAUACUCAGCACUGUAAGCCUGAAAACACCUUUCUGCAUGACUCCUUUGAGGAUGUGGCUGCUACCUGUGACUUGCCUAAUACCAUCUGCAAGAAUGGCCGGAACAACUGUCACCGAAGCCCAAAGCCUAUUAACAUGACUCAAUGCAGCCUCACUGCAGGAAGGUAUCCUGACUGCCGCUACAAAGAUGCUAACAUAUUCAAGUUCUUCAUUGUUGCCUGUGACCCCCCUGAGAAGGGAGACCCUCCCUAUCGGUUGGUUCCUGUACACUUAGAUAAGAUCGUUUAA
Messenger RNA from Orycteropus afer afer, 518 nucleotides. Its product is annotated as ribonuclease K6-like. Gene Ontology annotation, molecular function: nucleic acid binding; RNA nuclease activity. Gene Ontology annotation, biological process: defense response to Gram-positive bacterium; antimicrobial humoral immune response mediated by antimicrobial peptide; antibacterial humoral response. The record is from RefSeq and is a predicted model, not a curated record. Lineage: Eukaryota; Metazoa; Chordata; Mammalia; Tubulidentata; Orycteropodidae.